This is a messenger RNA of Microthlaspi erraticum, 1371 nucleotides long. NCBI's taxonomy places the organism in Eukaryota, Viridiplantae, Streptophyta, Magnoliopsida, Brassicales, Brassicaceae. The record is from the annotation of a GenBank genome assembly.
AUGGGUGAAGCAAAAGGCCACUUAGUGUUUUUUCCAUAUCCAUUACAAGGCCACAUAAACCCAAUGAUCCAACUCUCUAAACGUUUAUCCAAAAAGGGACUCACCGUCUCACUCAUCAUCGCCUCUAACAACCACCGUGAACCUUACACCUCCGACGAAUACUCCAUCACCGUCCACACCAUCCACGACGGUUUCCUUCCACACGAACACCCUCUCACCAAAGCCAAAGAUCCUCUACGCUUUAACGACGCUACUACUCGUAGCUUCAGGGAUUUCAUCUCUAGGCAGAUGUUAUCGGACAAUCCUCCAAAAGCUCUGAUCUAUGAUCCAUUUAUGCCCUUUGCACUGGACGUAGCCAAGGACUUUGGUCUAUACGUAGUGGCUUAUUUCACUCAACCAUGGUUGGCUAGUCUUAUUUACUACCACAUCAACGAAGGCACCUACGAUGUUCCCGUUGAUAGACACGAGAACCCGACGCUGGCAUCGUUUCCGGCUUUCCCAUUGUUAAGCCAAAAGGAUCUUCCUUCGUUCGCCUGCGAAAAAGGGUCAUACCCUCUUCUAUACGACCUUGUGGUUAGCCAAUUCUCUAACUUGCUACGAGCUGAUUGCAUUCUCUGCAACACUUUUGAUCAACUUGAACCUAAGGUAGUGAAAUGGAUGGAUGAGCAAUGGCCAGUGAAGAACAUAGGACCACUGGUUCCAUCGAAGUUCUUGGACAACCGGUUGCCGGAGGACAAAGGUUACGAUCUCGGAGACUUCAAAACGGAGCCGGACGAGUCUGUUUUGAAGUGGCUGGAGAACAAACCGGCAAAGUCCGUGGUUUACGUGGCGUUCGGGACAUUGGUGGCUUUGGAUGAGAAGCAGAUGAAAGAAGUGGCAGUGGCGAUUAGAGAAACCGGAUACAAGUUCUUGUGGUCUGUUCGAGAUUCCGAGAGGAGCAAGUUACCGUCUGGUUUUGUGGAAGAAGCUUUAGAGAAAGAUUGUGGACUGGUGGCUAAGUGGGCUCCUCAGCUAGAGGUUUUAGCACAUGAAUCAAUCGGGUGUUUCGUGACACACUGUGGAUGGAACUCGACAUUGGAGGCACUAUGCUUAGGGGUUCCACUGGUGGGGAUGCCUCAGUGGACGGAUCAGCCCACGAAUGCUAAGUUUAUAGAAGAUGUGUGGAAGAUUGGGGUUAGAGUGAAGACCGAUGAAGAAGGGUUCGUGAGCAAGGAAGAGAUUGAGAGAUGCGUUGCUGAGGUUAUGGAAGGAGAGAAAGGGAAAGAGAUGAGGAAGAAUGUUGAGAAGUUAAAGGUGUUGGCUCGUGAGGCCAUCUCUGAAGGAGGUUCUUCGGACAAGAACAUUAAUGAGUUUGCUGCUAUUUUCACUUGA